Messenger RNA from Knipowitschia caucasica, 354 nucleotides. Lineage: Eukaryota; Metazoa; Chordata; Actinopteri; Gobiiformes; Gobiidae. The record is from the annotation of a GenBank genome assembly.
AUGCAGAGAGAGUGUGUGUUGGGAAGAGAGGAGCUGGUGAGGCUGUCGCAGAGCCAGUUGACAUUCACACUGGCUUUCCCUCUUGCCUCUCUCCCGUGCCUGUCGCGGUCCUGGAUGCGGUCCCGGCCGGCGUUUUGGUGGCGGGCCUGGGAAGAGGAAGAGGAGGAGGAGGAGAAGGUGGUGGUGGUGGUGGAGGAGGAGGAAGAGGCACUCCAUUUGCCUGGGUCUCUGAGAAGGCUUUCAGCGUACGCCGUGGCACCUCUGUAUUCAAGCCUGAUGUCUCUACAAGAAAACAGUGGAUCAGUGUUUCACCGACUCGCCAUCAGCUGUCACAGAGAGCUACUGAACACCUGA